GCCCGCGCUGCACACCCCCUAUCCACUCUUCUUUUUCCAGUCUCAUGCUCAUGCUCAUCCAUGGAUCGUCCUCAUCACUCAUCAGGGCGUUUGCACGGCGUCUCCAGGCCUCCGCGGGGGGCGGUUCCAGCGCCUCCAUCAAAGCCCCUCUCCCUGGCCUGCCGUGGCCGGUACCCAGCUGUGCAGCCCCUUCAGCGCGCCCCUUCAGCGCCCCCUGGGCCCUUGAGCACACUUGAGCCUUGCCGCUCCCCAUGCCCCUGCAACUGGCCUUGAACAGAGUAUCUUCAGUUCUCCACGAGACCGGGCUUAUUCAUCAUCAUCUUUAAGACUGCCUUGGGGCUGUUGUAUUGAUGUGGCUGUG
This is a messenger RNA of Ilyonectria robusta, 361 nucleotides long. RefSeq lists its product as uncharacterized. The record is from RefSeq and is a predicted model, not a curated record. Lineage: Eukaryota; Fungi; Ascomycota; Sordariomycetes; Hypocreales; Nectriaceae. The transcript has a single exon. The coding region runs from base 61 to 273 and encodes 70 amino acids.